AUGUCUGCUCAAAUUACUGACUUUGUGGAUAAUCGUGGUGUGAUGGGAACGAUGGUGACAUCAGCCAAUCUCUCGAGCAAUUCACCGAACCCCUCUCAUUACCUCAACGGCUCGUCGAGACUGCUAUCCAUGACCAAUGAAGCGGAUUUGAGCACAUCCUUCGUUGCAGACGAUAGUAAAGACUCAUCAAAACAUGACGUAUGGCACAAGCUUGAGGCGACAAUGUAUCUGAAGGAUGACAUCAACUUACAGAACGAAUUCAUCGCCAAUCUCUUGAAGGAACUUUCGUCAUUGGAUCCGCACAGACGUAACGAACAGAAUCAUGCCUUGCAAACAUUGCAACAAAUGGUCAGCGAAGGUUCCCUGACGACGUGGGAGGAGAAUUUCAAAACCAUAAUUCUGCACAUCUUCAACGUAUUGGCGGUGAACGACGUGACGUUGAAGCGAAAUGCCUUGAAAUUGCUCACAAAAAUCUGUGUUGCACAAGCUGUGAGUUUCUACGAUCUUGCGGAAAUGACGCUCUUCAAAGUGUUGGAUUCGAUUUCGGAGGAGGAAAAUCCACAGUUAAUAAAUGUGGCCGAUGAAUGUUUGAGAACGUUAGCCACCCAUUUUCCUCUACACGUUGUCAUUCGUGCGACGAAACCAAUCAUUGCUCAAGAGAAUGACAAUCGUGUGGGUCCCGCUUUGAAGAUGUUAACUCGUCUUAUCGAGUCACUAGAUGUCGAAGAGCUCACAGCAAGAUUACCUGAAAUAGCACCAGGAGUUGUUAAUUGUUAUUCAAAUCCUCAGUCAAGCGUUCGUAAAUCGACAGUGUUUUGCUUGGUGGCGAUGGUGAACAAACUUGGUCGAGAGCCGGUGAAUCCGUAUUUAGCCCCGCUUUCUAAUAGCAAGGUGAGCUUCAGAUUUUAUAAUGUAGUGAACGAAUAA
Cooperia oncophora is the source of this 927-nucleotide messenger RNA. Lineage: Eukaryota; Metazoa; Nematoda; Chromadorea; Rhabditida; Trichostrongylidae. The record is from the annotation of a GenBank genome assembly.